AUGGUUGCUGGGAGCGAUGGUCUAAUUAGUCUAAUCGAAGAGCAGGGCGUUGAAGGUUUCGCCAACAGUGACAAAAUGACGAGAUUAGGUUGGUUCAAGGAUCGGAAGGGAGAUGUCAGAUGGGGUGUUGAGCUCGUAGAUGCGGAGGGUAUCGAAUGGGUUGAUGAGCCUGAGGCAGCUAGGCCGGAUGAAGUUGGCGAUGAAGAGUCAUCGGUUGGAAGCAGAGGAGUGGCUGAUACGAACAGCACACUUCUGGAAGGUGAGCGGAGGCCGCUUUCUCCGCAAUAUUCCGCUCAAGAGCAAGAAGCAGAAUCGAUGUUGGAACAGCAGAGCCACUCAACGUAG
This is a messenger RNA of Alternaria arborescens, 345 nucleotides long. RefSeq lists its product as hypothetical. The record is from RefSeq and is a predicted model, not a curated record. The transcript has a single exon. Lineage: Eukaryota; Fungi; Ascomycota; Dothideomycetes; Pleosporales; Pleosporaceae. The coding region runs from base 1 to 345 and encodes 114 amino acids.